Messenger RNA from Ictalurus furcatus (blue catfish), 10835 nucleotides. It is a transcript of the gene sipa1l1, whose product is annotated as signal-induced proliferation-associated 1 like 1. Bases 2025 to 7394 code for a protein of 1789 amino acids. Gene Ontology annotation, cellular component: cytoplasm. Lineage: Eukaryota; Metazoa; Chordata; Actinopteri; Siluriformes; Ictaluridae. The record is from RefSeq and is a predicted model, not a curated record. The transcript has 21 exons. Gene Ontology annotation, molecular function: protein binding; GTPase activator activity. Gene Ontology annotation, biological process: regulation of small GTPase mediated signal transduction; activation of GTPase activity.
UGUGUGUGUGUGUGUGUGUGUGUGUGUGUGUGGGGUGUUAGCUGAUGCGCUGUAGUGGCUGAGCUGCGUUACUAGAACGUUUUCCCCAUGCCCCAGUCCGGAGGCGCUCUUUCACCGUUCAGUCGCCGUUUUGCCAUUUUCAGCUCUCUUCGAGCAUGGCCUUUUAUGGAGUUUUGUGGGUGUGGCUAAAUAUAAACAUGCACCAAACACGCUCGGUAAUAUACAGCCGAUUUGUGUGUAUCAGCAUACGCACGUGAAGAGGACGCAAAUCAGAGACCUGUGUGAACCUGGCCGGAAUGAAGAGAUCGGUUCGUCCUGUGAAAUGACGAACGAGCAGAGCUAAAGUCGGAGUUUUCUGCGAUUAGCACGUUAUUGUAACCUAAAAGCAUCUAAGAAACUCUGACAUCGAUGCUCAACUAUGGGCCCCAAUAUGUGUUGGAAAUUUUGUUACAGUGUAUCCUGCGAGAUCAUUCUCUCGUGUGUGUGUGUGGUGUUAUUUAUUUAUAUAUAUAUAUAUAUGUGACGUAAGAAUCAGCUAAUGGCGUCUUCGAAAGGUUUUUGUUGCAGGAUACGCCAACGAUUCAUUUGAAGUUGUUAAAUAAAGUAGGUUUUAAAAUAGGGGUAGCGUGCUUUUUUUUUUUUUUUUUAAUGUUCACGCAAGCUCUGUGGGGAAUACAAACUUCUUCUUCUGCAUUUAACUGCCGUCCUUGCCGAAUUGUUUCGGCAUGCGAGCUGUGCGUUUUUAUUCGUUCACAACCGUUGCCAUGCUGAUGCGUUCCAGAUGUUGACUAUAUAGUGCAACAUCAUGAUUCAUGCCGGCGUGUGACGGGCGUCGAGUCGCUGUAUUUCACCUCGUCGGUCUGGACGGUAAACACCAGCGAGAGAGAAACGGCAGCUGGAAUACCGUACUAAUGCGGUACACGUGGGGUCUGCCAGGGGACACCAUGCUGUUCCCAGAAGAGCGGGAUGUUGGCGCUGCUCCGUCACACAUUCCAUCCCUGUUCUCCAGAGAGAGGGGAAUAAAAGUGCUGCAGCGAGGACGUGGUCUCAGCACGAACCCUGCUCUUGGGUUUCUUUUUUCCUUUUUUUUCUUCUCUCUCCAUCCUCCCCCCUCUCUCUCUCUCUCUCUCUCUCUCUCUCUCUCUCUCUCUCUCUCUCUCUCUCUCUCUCUGCAGUGCCACAAAUACCCAUCAGCCAGCGCUGCGCUCUGGGGAAGCGUCAGCAUGAGUCGCAGAUGAUAAGCGGAUCUGUCUGUCAGGAAUGGAAACAGAAGUGUGUUCGAGUGCGAUGUGAUGUGAUGUACGACAGCCAGAUCUCAGGUGUUUACCGCUCACCGCAAAGCCAUUUCUGGAUGUAAUGACUCACACCGAUAUCCUUCCUCCUACACCGACCCGCUGGAGCACAACGUGUGGCCGGUUCACAGCCGCGCACAGGCAAUUAACUCCUGCCUUUCCUGUACUUCUGCAGUCCGUCAGCUUCGGAGUGAAAUUGUGCUCGAAUAAGCGAGGAGCUAAUUCGAACAUCUGCAUCAGUGAUGCAUCGAUACCGGUACUGGUCCAAUACUGCGCUCGUUUACUCGUACUCAUAAAAAAAAAAAACCAACAAAUGCUCAGAUAGCAACAUCCGGUACCGAUGAGACGAAAUGACGGCGAUCUGGACGUGUUUCAUACGAAGCAGACUGCAAACUGCGCGCAAAUAUCAAGAGAAGGAGCUACAGCGUCAUCCUACGGUACAAGUCGGACCUCCUAAGUGAUGUUCGCGGCAAACACCGGCUAGGCGUGAAAAAACGCCAAACGCCAGAAUUCACUCUCGGAACUGAUGGAGAAGGACCACUGAUCAUUUUGCCGUGUUGCCACGCGGCUUGACUUCCAUUAGAAAGAGACCACUGCUGACUUUGAUCUACAUCACUUUGUGCCAUCUUGGUUGUCCCUGGACUCCUGGCUAAGUGGCAGCGCAUGAUCUCCAGAGAUUCCGAGUAUUCCGCAAACAUGCUCCAGUGCUGAGCUCUGUCUCUUGACUUCACUAUGACCAGCCUGAAGCGUUCGCAGACCGAGCGCUCUGUGGGGGGCUCUGUGCCUGCCACGGAUGAGUUUUACACCCGCCGCCUGCGCUUGCCCAAUGGAGGGGCGCCUCCUCCACGCAGUGAGAGCACCCACCUGUCCGGAGGCACACCUGGAGUUCCCAAGAUGGGAGUCCGGGCACGGGUCGCCGACUGGCCUCCGAGGAAAGAUGGUGGUGGUGGUGGUGGCGGCGGUAGUGGUGGGAGUGGGAGUGGGAGUGGAGGUAGCAGUGGGAGUGGCAGUGGAGGAGGCGGAGGCGGUGUUUGGCACAUUACAGUGGAGACCGACUCACCAUCAACUACUUCUGGGAGCACCCAGAGCAACCUUUCUGCUAAGCUUGGCCACUUGAUAAGCCCACAGGAUUCGUCCAUGCUGCGUAAUAUUCAGAAUACACUAAAGAAUAAGAUCCAUAGCAAGGGCAAAGACAAUCGCUUCCUAUCCCCAGACGGUUACUUGGGUUCACCACGCAAGGGCAUGCGUCGCAUUCGCCAGCGCAGCAACAGCGAUAUUACCAUCAGUGAGCUGGAUGGAGAUGGCAACGAGGGUUGGUCCUUUUCUGGCUGGACACCAAUGCACCGUGAGUAUGGCAGUACCUCCUCCAUUGACAAGCAUGGCGUGUCCGGGGAGAGCUUCUUUGACAUGCUCAAAGCCUACCAGACCGAUGACCCCGAUCAGCGAAGCCCUGCUCCUGAGAAAUUAAGCGAACUGCUUACUGUGGCACACAAGCAGACCGCCCUCGACCUGCCAGACGGGCCCCUGGGACCCCCACGAGGUAGUCCCGCAAGUCGCCUCAAGGAAAGGGAAAAGCACCUGAAAAGACGCUCCAAGUCCGAAACCGGAGGCGAGUCCAUAUUCCGCAAGUUACGAAGCGUGAAGGCAGAAGGCGACUCCUCUCGUGCAGGUUCGGACGCGGAAGACGGGAAGUCAGAGGACACAGGUCCUCCUCCAAAGCCCUGGGUCUGUCAGAAGGGUUUCGCCCAUUACGAUGUCCAGAGCAUUCUGUUUGACCUGAACGAAGCCGUGCAAAACCGACAGAGUUCCUCCAAAAGGAAGAACACCACCACCGGAGCCUCUGCCGCUGCUGCCGCGUCGGCCUCCACCUCCUCCUCCUUAUCGUCCACCCAGAGCGGGGCCUAUGGCUCUCCCUGCGGCAGCCAAGAAGAGCUCAACGCCAAGGACGGACCAGCGCUGGACCCCGGUGACGAUAAAAGCAACGAUCUGGUCCUCAGCUGCCCCUGCUUUCGUAACGAGAUAGGGGGCGAAGGUGAGAGGAACAUCAGCCCUUCCAAGCAGGGCAGCAUUGGCAGUGGAUCGGCUAAUUCUUCCAGGGACGAAGACGGGUCCCGUGAGGCGGCGCCCAACACGCAUUUCAGUAACGCAGGGGUGGCUGUGCUGGAAGCUCCCAAAGAUGGGAAGAGCAUGCACCAUGAGAGGGGAAAGAACAAUAUUUUGGAACAUGUGGAUUUGGGAGCCUAUUACUACCGAAAGUACUUCUAUUUAAGAGAGCACUGGAACUAUUUGGGAGUGGACGAGACACUCGGCCCGGUCGCCGUGAGUCUUCGGCGAGAGAAGCUGGACGAUCAUAAAGAGCACGGGCCGCAGUACAAUUACAGGGUCAUCUUUAGAACCAGUGAGCUGAUGACUCUGCGAGGCUCCAUUUUGGAGGAUGCUGUUCCCUCCACGUCUAAGCACGGUUUGGCUCGAGGCCUGCCCCUAAAGGAGGUUCUGGAGUACCUCGUCCCUGAACUGAACGCCCACUGCCUCCGCCUCGCCCUCAACACGCCCAAAGUCACGGAACAGCUGAUGAAACUGGAUGAGCAAGGGCUGAGUUUCCAGCUGAAGGUGGGGGUGAUGUACUGUCUGGCUGGCCAGAGCAGCGAGGAGGAGAUGUACAACAACGAGGCGGCCGGUCCCGCGCUGGAGGACUUCCUGCAGCUGCUCGGAGAACGAGUGCGCCUCAAAGGAUUCAGCAAAUACCGCGCUCAGCUCGACACCAAGACUGACUCGACUGGCACUCACUCCUUAUACACCACUUAUAAAGACUACGAAAUAAUGUUCCACGUGUCCACCAUGCUUCCCUACACCCCCAACAACAAGCAGCAGCUGCUCAGGAAGCGCCACAUCGGGAACGACAUCGUCACCAUCGUGUUCCAGGAGCCCGGAGCCAAGGCCUUCAGCCCCAAGAACAUCCGCUCGCACUUCCAGCACGUCUUCGUGGUGGUGCAGGUGCACAACCCAUGCUCGGAGAACACCUGCUACAGCGUCGCUGUGGCCCGUUCCAGAGACGUCCCCGCUUUCGGACCGCCCAUCCCCGAGGACGUGAAGUUCCCCAAAUCCUCCGUCUUCCGGGACUUCCUGUUGACCAAGUUGAUCAACGCGGAAAACGCCGCGCACAAGUCAGACAAGUUCCGCGCCAUGGCGACACGCACGCGCCACGAGUACCUGAGGGACCUGGCCGAGCGCCACGUCACCAGCACGCCCAUCGACCCCUCGGGGAAGUUCCCCUUCAUCUCUCUGGCGCACAAGCGCAAGGAGAAAAGCCGGCCGUACUCGGGGGCGGAGCUCCGCAGCCCCGGGUCCAUCACCUGGGCCGUGUAUACGGAGGACCACAGCGCCGGAGGAGAACUCGAAGCCCUGCUCGCCAUCUCCAACGACUUCCUCAUCCUGGUGGAUCCAGACGCCAAGGCUGUGGUGUUCAACUGCGCCGUACGCGACGUCAUCGGCUGGACGCUGGGAAGCCCCGCCUCCAUGAAGAUCUUCUACGAGCGUGGAGAGAGCGUCUCGCUGCGCUCGGUCAACAACAACACCGAGGACUUCAGGGAAGUCGUGAAACGUCUGGAGUUUCUGACCAAAGGCUGCGAGACGUCGGAGAUGACGCUACGCAGAAACGGGCUGGGCCAGCUGGGCUUCCACGUCAACUACGAGGGCAUCGUGGCCGAGGUGGAGCCGUACGGUUACGCCUGGCAGGCCGGGCUGCGGCAGGGCAGCCGACUGGUGGAGAUCUGCAAGGUUGCCGUGGCGACGCUCUCGCACGAGCAGAUGAUCGAUCUCCUGCGCACCUCGGUCACCGUGAAGGUGGUCAUCAUACCUCCUCACGAGGACGCCACGCCCCGCAGGGGCUGUUCGGAGCUGUACCGGAUGCCAGUGGCUGAGUAUAAGGGAAGCAAUGAGAGCGGUUCGUUCGAGUACAAGUUCCCGUUCCGCAGCAACAACAACAAGUGGCAGCGCACGUCCUCCAGCCCGCAGCAGUCCCUCUCUGCCUCGCCUCAGAGUCACACCGGGACUCCCAACCGCGCCGUCAGCCUCGGGGCUAGCAUGGGCAAGACGCUGUCCGCCGAGAGACCGGAGAGAGCGACGGCCAUCCCACGCAGCGUCUCCAGCGACGGCCGACCUCUCGACCCCAAAAGGAUGUCUCCCAGCUCGGAGAACUACGCGCUGGCUUCCUCCAUGGCGAUGGCUCGACCCACUCACACCCGCAGCUCCCCCAGCAACCUGUCCUGCUCCAGUGAGACCGGCUCGGGCAGCUCGGCCCACUGGAGGCAGAAGUCCAUGCCUGAGGGAUUUGUGCCAAACAGACACUCCCCUCUCCCGCCGGAGCGACAGAUGAUGGGAGACUCCAGCGGAAAAUCCGCCCCCAGCUGGCCCCGAGUGGACGACUCUGAGAGAGCCGCAGCAGCAGACGCCCCGGUCGGUAAAUCCGGACCGUCGUACUCGGGUGGCCCACGCAUCCAAAGGCAGGAUCAGGUCAUUCAUCUGUCGCCUAAGAAGAGCAGCCAGUCCGAGGGCCCGUACUCCCACUCGAGCAGUAACACCCUCUCCAGCACAGCCUCCAGCGGCGCUCACAGCGAUGACAAGUGGUACGAUCUGGGAGCCGGAGGUCCGGGGGACGUCGGCGAGUCCGAGCCCAACGGUCUGGGCGGAGGCGGAUACCUGCAGGGCUCCUCGGCCGACAGCGGCAUCGACGCCACUUCCUACGCGCCCCAUCACGGCAGCGCUGGCUCGUUGCUCACUGUGGGCACCUCGGCGCCCCGAGAGAGGGUCGCGUCACCGUGGCACGGGCCGUCCGAGGGAGGCCGGCGCGUGCUGGAGCGGUCACCUCCGGCCGCGGAGUCACCUGUCGCUCCUGCUGAGGCUCCGACCACGCGCAGUCCUCCUACACAUCUCCUAAUGCGCGACAGCAGCUCGUACAGCCUCAGCGACAUGGCCUCACACUCCAGCUCACGUCACUCUGGCAGCCCCGGCGUGCUCAGCUCCAGUCACAACUCUCCCCGAGACGAGUCUCCCUCCACCACCUCGCCCUCCUCCUCCUCUCAGAGCUCGGUGUCUCCGGGACCCAAGAGCUUCUACCCUCGCCAGGGGGCCACCAGCAAGUACCUGAUCGGCUGGAGGAAGCCGGGGAGCACCAUCAACUCCGUGGACUUCGGAGACACUCGAAAGAGGCCUCAGGGCGAGGGAGUGGAAAGUGGGCCGUCUCAAACUCGGCCCUCUCUCAGAGACCUGCACUCUCCUCAGCCGCUGGGCAAAUCCACUGUGGAGGAGGAUCUGAAGAAACUCAUCACCCUGGACAGCCCUCCUGCCAUCCAUCAUGAUGGCAAGUCUCUGCAGCCGUCGUGCUCGGGUGCGAGCGGUUCAGGCCGGCGCUCGCUGCAGCGCACCCUCUCCGAUGAGAGUAUCUAUCGAGGCCAGCGCUUGCCGUCACUCGGAGAUGCGGUGCUGGAGCAGGCGCUCGCCAGCGACGUGCUGUUCAGCUGCUCCACCCUGCCACGCUCGCCCACCACCCGCGGGGCCCCCCUGCGCAGACCCUCCUACAAACUGGGCAUCAAGAUGCAUGGUGACCUCUCCGCGUCUGACACCUCUCUAGCAGACCUGCACGAGCGCCAGAGGCUGCCGUCUCCAGAGCUGGGCCUCCUGCCCCUACCCGACACGGACAGCGGCCUGGACUGGAGCCACCUGGUGGACGCCGCCAACGCUUUCGAGGGUGAGGGGAGACCCCCACGCAUCCAGAGGAGUUUCAUGUUCAGUUCUCAGGACCUCAGUCACCGUGGUGAGAGUGCAGUGAGCUCCCAGCAGCUGGAGCUGCAGCCCGUACCCCACUCCCGACUCUCUCCCAGUGAUAUUCCUGUGGGUUUUGCGGGGAAAGUGUCUCAGCUCGAGGCGUUGGUGAAGAUGCUGCAGGAAGACUUGAAGAAGGAGCGAGAGGAGAAGCUGAAGCUUCAGGCUCAGAUCAAGCGGCUUUGGGAGGACAACCAGAGGCUCCAGGAGGAGUCUCAGAACUCGGCGGCCAAGCUGAAGAAGUUCACAGAGUGGGUCUUCAACACCAUCGACCUGAACUGAGAGCAGCGCCGGAGCAGCUGCUCCAUCAUCCAGCUCCACCCGGGACCAACGCGAGCACCAAUCAACACGCCAACACUUCCUGGAAGCGAGUCAGAAAUACGGCGCAGGAACCAUCAGCUCUUCUCCAGCCCUCUCGUCAUGUUUAACAAGAGGACCGAUUCGUACUUCUGUCAUUCCCUUCGGAGGUUUCUCAGAGAGCCAACCUGCAGGGAUGAGUCCGUCGCUUCCGUCACGUGCAUCACGACUACGCUACUCCUCACAUCCAGGAAGAACCUGACACAUCUUUUUUUUUUUUGAGCUUCAAGAGCCAUGUUUGUGAAAUUUCGCUGGGUCACUGUGCUAUUCAGAGUUGGUGUGCGUUUUUCUUGCUUUCCUUUCUCUCUAAUUAGCGAGGCUGGUGGUGUGAAUCUACAACGCAGCAGUACAAUCAAACAAAACAACAACAAACAAACCAAGGAAGGAAGCCACGUCUUUUUUUCCCCCUUCUUUUUUAUUAUUAUUAUUAUUAUUAUUAUUAUUAUAGAUAAUCUGAUAGUACAGACUCAUCGACGGCAUUUUGUUUUCUUUCUUUUUCUCUCUCCCUCAAACGCAAAAGCAAUAGACUGAUGAUCUCAAUGCGUCAGCUUCACCGGACUAUAAUAAUAAUAAUGAAAUCUCACCGUGUCGGAUUCUUAUUUUCCGUAAAAAGCAAUCGCAGGUCUGUGGUACGAACGCUGAAAACUCGAAGAAAAAAAAAAGGGGGGGGUAGUGUUUUUUCUCUUUACUUUUUUAUUUUUGUUUUUUUUUUUUGGGACAAUUAAUUUAUUCCGUUUGUAUUAUAAAUAAAUAUCCGUACAGUAGAACGUUAAUGUUUAUUUUCCAGACAGAUGCUCAUAAUUUAGGUGUAUUAUUAUUAUUAUUAUUAUUAUUAUUAUUAUUAUUAUUAUUAUUAUUAUUAUUAUUUUGUACAUUUAAUUUCAGCCUGAUGCUGUUUAUCUUCCGCGUGCUUUGUGGUGCCCUAGCCUGCCGUCGUCGUGUUGCCUUAGUGCCCUCUUGUGGUGAAAAGUGAUCGUUUCACUCGCUACAAUCUAUAUUUCAGUUUUUAAAAAAAAAACAACAAAAAAAAAAAAAACACAAAAACAAAGCGUUCAUCAUUUCCUCCUUUUGCGUUUGUAUUAUUGGAAUCAGAGAUCAAGCUCAGGCUCAGUGUGUGUGUGUGUGUGUGUGUGAGUUAUUCGGGUUUGGAGUUAUUCUGACUGAGGAAACGGAUCAGCACAGGAAGUAGAUAUCUGAGUUUCCUUGUAGUAAUCGGGGAGAUUGCGGGACAAACCGGAGUGCCUGCUCAGAGGAAGGGCUUUACUCAGCCGAUAAUCCUGGCUCUCAGUGCUGGGCUUUCUCUCAUCAAUCUGAGACCCCCCCCCCCCCCCCCCACAAACACACACACACCCCAAUCAGGUGUGUUAAUGACCCGAUACUGCAGUAAGUACACACACAGGGCUGUUCUGAGCUCGAAAAGUUCGCAAGCAACUCUAGAGAAAAAUGUAAUAUUCAGCAGUGAAUGGAGAUUAUCGAUUCUGUUCUAAGAAUCGUUUGAGUCGUAUGAAUCAUUUGAGUCGUAUGAAUCGUUUGAAUCAUUUCUGGCUACCAGCCGCUUAACGAAGGAAUCACGUAGAACCCUAAAAAAAACCCCGAAAACUUGAUCAAUUCAGGUUUGUACAUUAUAGAAACCCUAGAGACCGCGUGCCUGAGUGAGUUAACGAUAACGAGUCGUGCUUCUCCUUUUACUCGUACAGGAAGGUUUUACACAAGAGCUCCUGCUCUAUUCUGUGGAACUUGAACGCUGAGAAAGAAAAAAAACGUUCGAGUAUGAAUUUCCUAAAUUUGAAUGAUGUACACGUCACCUCCCCCCCCCCACCCCCCCAGGUGUGUGGUGUAUAACAAAAUUUUCACCGUGUUUGGUUUGAGCUUGCUCGAGGUAAGAUUUGACUUUAAAAAAAAAAAAAAAACGUUUCAUUCAGAGUGACGGGUUACGAUUUUGAGAUUUAAAAGAAAAAAUAAUCGCCAAAGGUCAAAUAUCAAAAACUGCAGAUUUUAUGUAAAUUCGGCCAAAGGAGAAAAGUAGACACUUUUUAAAGCAGUCAAACGAAUAAAUAAUUGUCUUUUCUACCAUGCUGGUAAAACUUCGAUGCUUAGCGUAACUUAUUUAAGCGACGUUCUAGCUAGUUACGCUGUGCUAACAUCACGCUGUAACAUGUCUUUAUUUCACGGACGUGAACGUGACAGAUGUGUGAUUUGGCGGAAUGCCCAGAACAUUUACUUUUCCCCGCGAGUCCCGAUGCUAUUCGUCUACGGCCGAAUUUACCUAAAUUUACAUAAGAUUUGUAUUUGCAUGCCUCUUCCACUAGGUGGUGUGAAAGAGUCAUGUUUUCAGGUUCUUGCGUGUGUUGCGUCCAGUGUUUUCGUAGGAUUUAUAUAGAAUUGUUGCUGUAACCUGCAGAUUGGAUUCUUUGGAUUAGAUGUUUGGAUUAGAUCCAGUAAGGUCAAGAUCACCGCAAGAGUCAAAAGUAUUUUCAUCAAGAGCUUCCUUCCUGAUUGAAGUAUUAUAUUUUAAUGCAUGCAUGUUAGUAAAAAAAACAAAACAACAACAAAAAAAAACACAAAGCAGGACUGGACCUCUUGGUGGCGCUGUUGGUGUUGAGAUUUAUUUAUUUGGGGAUUUUUUUCGAUCUCAAAACCGUAAACACGUUGUUUUAUAGUUUUAAAGGCAAGCUAACAGAUUUAAAAAAAAAAAAAAAAAAAAAACUCUGGCAAAAAUGUAAAUUUACAUACACCACAAAAAAAAAGAAUCAAUCGGUACAUAAUUAAAAUGUAUGAAGUUUAUAUUCGAAUGCUUUCAUCAGCUUUUAAGCUCCACGACCGUUGUUUACUCUUCACCUUGUUCAAUAUUCCACAGUAAUCAGAUGUCUUUUAAUGUGAAUGUUAACUUUCUUUUCUUUUUUUUUUCCUUUUUUUUUUUUUUUUUUUGUCGUUCUCAGUCGGAUUAAAACUUUAAUUUGCACUGUAAGAUUUUUUUUUUUUUUUGUAUAGAUUUAUUCUAAUUAUUGCUAUGUUAACAGUUGAUGGAGCCUCAUAACGUAAACGUCUUCUAACCGGACAUCGCCUUUCCUGGCGUGCGUCAUCACGUGCGACGCGGAGAAGACGAUCGUCCACCUCCGCCCUUCUCCGGAUUGACACGUGUUUCAUCGACGGGAGUCGUGUUCCGCUUCGACGACGUGCGCGGUUCCCGAAAACGACAAUAAAAACAGACACGAUGAUACCGAAGCGUUAUAUAUUUAACGAGAAGAGAAGUACUGUUUACAUGAUCCUGUUCAUUUUAUUUGUAAAGUGUAAAGGUUUAAAGAACCGAUUUCCCAGUCAUCAUAGCAGUAUUAAAACAUUUCUUAAAUAAAUAAAUAAACACUG